UGGAUGGGCUGGGCACCCCGAGGACUGGCAUUUGGGGUGGUAAUGAGAAGGAACAUUAGGGGCCUCUGCCUCUUUCCUUCCUCUCCUCCUGUGCUGAGUCAGUCAGCACAGAGGCUGCAGGAGGUAUCUCUGGUUGGCUCGGGCUGCCUGUGGGGGACACCGCUUUGCGGAGGUCAGAGGGCUCUCUCCUGAGCCGCUCUCAUGCCCACAAUCACAUCUGCCUGAUGUCUGUGAAUGGCCAUUGGAGUCUCCUGGGCCCUGCUCACCUUUUGGUCACCUCUGGCCUGCCCUGCACCGACCAAUAAUUGCUUGAUAACUGGAGUUACUGGAAUUCACUGAACUUUAUUGUUCUUGGUAGGAAUCAAAGAUCAACUCCCACUGAGGACAAAUGGACCUGUAAUUCCGGGUGUGACGAGAGAACGGGAUUUACCUUCCUGAAUUAAAAAGCAGGUCAUUAAGCUUGGGCCCUGACUUUUCUUUGUGAGAAGGUACAGAGAUGGAAACCUUACAAUCCGAGACUAAAAAGAGGGUCCUUCCCUCAUGGCUGACAGCCCAGGUGGCUACCAAGAAUGUGGCACCAGCGAAGGCCCCCAAGAGGAUGAGAAUGGCAGCAGUGCCGGUGGCAGCAGCAAGGUGCGACAACCCUGGUCAGACGACUCCUGCAACUCUGAGCAACUAAGAGGUCUUUCUUGGCUCUAUGAGAACCUGGUGGGAUUCCUGAAGAUAAAGUCCAUGAAAGUGAAGCUCCAUACAAGACUAUGGCCACCAGGAGUUUCUCACUUUCAAGCUAAUGUGCACUCAGCCUCUGGCAAUUUGUUAAAAUCACUGUUUAAAUGUUCCUACCAGUUUAUGAUUCUAGCAGCUUCUGCUUCAGACAAGCAGAUCUCAGCGGUGACUCCCUGGAUUCGUCUGUCUCUUCAGAUUUCAGGGUGAAGGUUUACUUGUCAGCCUCUGUUCUCUGAUGGAUCCAAUAAGUUGCUGAUUUUUAGUUUGUUCGGCUUUUUCUUGUAAGGACAGGAAUGUUGACUUUCAAGCUUUAUUCAUGUUGGAGCUAAAACGAGAAGGCCCCUUACUGUCUGCUUAAACAGUAAGUCUAUGUUUUCUUCUAAGAGUAGUUUUAACUCCUACAUUUGUUUCUAUGAUCCAUUUUCAAUUAUUUUUAGUGUAUUAUAUAGGGAACAGGGCCAACUUCAUUAUUUUGCAUGUAGAUAUCCAGUUGUCCCAGUACAAUUUGCUGAAAAGACUAUUUUUUCCCCCAUCCAAUUGUCCUAGCAUCUUUGUUGAAAAAUCAAUUGAAAUAUAUAUAAAGGUUUAUUUCCAUAUUUUCAAUCCUAUUUCAUUUAUCUAUAUAUUUACCCUAAGGCCAGUACCACACAGUCUCGAUUACUAUAGCUUGGUAAUCAGUUUUGGUAUCAGGAGUCCUCAAACAUUGUUCUUUUUAAAAAUUGCUUUGGUUAUUCUGGGUCCUUUGCAUUUCCAUAUAAAUUUCAGGCUUGGUUUAUUAGUUUCUGCACAAAAGGUCGCUGACAUUUUGAUAGGGAUUGCACUGAAUCUGUCAGUUUGAGGAGUAUUGCCAUCUAGCAAUAUUAAAUCUUCUGAUCCAUGACCAUAGAGUUAUCUUGCCAUUUAUUUAGAGCUUCUUUAAUAUAGUUCAACUGUUUUUUGUAGUUUUCAGUUUAUAAGUCUUCUACUUCUUUUGUAAAAUUUAUUCCUAAGUAUUUUGUUCUUUUUGAUGCUAAUGUAAAUGGAAUUGUUUUCUUAAUUUCAUUUUCAAAAUGUUCAUUGCUAGUGUAUAGAGGUUUAUAACAGGUUUUUGAAGAUGUAAUUCACAUACCAUACAGUUCAUUCAUUACAACUGAUUUUUGCCUAUUGAUCUUUUAUCCUGCAACCUUGUUGAACUCAUUUAUUAGUGCUAAUAGUGUGGUAUGUGUGUGUGUGUGUGUGUGUUCCUUCAGAUUUUCUGUAUACAAGAACAUGUAUUCUACAAAUACAGAUGGCUUUGCUUUUUUCUUUCUAAUCUGGAUGCCUUCUAUUUUUAUUUAUUUUUUUGCCUUAUUGCCCUGCCUAAGCCUUCAUUAUAAUGUUGAAUAGAAGUGUUGAGAGUGAAUAUCCCUGUCUUGUUCCAGGUCUCAGGGAGAAAAGCAUUUAGUCUUGCACUACCAACUAUGACAUUAGCUGUAGAAUUUUUGAAGAUGGCUUUUUUUUUUUGGUAGAGGAAGAUUCUAUCUUUCCUAAUUUGUUCAGUGUCUCUUUUUUAUCAUGAAAAAAAUGUUGGAUUUUGCCAGAUACUUUUUCUGCAUCUAUUGAGAUGACCAUGUGUCUUUUUAUUUAUAUUCUAUUAACAUGAUAUAUUAUAUUGUUUAAUUUUCAUAAUUCCAUAUGUUAAACUAACCUUGCAUUUCUGGGAUAAAUCCUAUUUGGUCAUUGUGUAUAAUCCCUUUUGGUUUGCUAGUAUUUUGUCUUACUUUUUCAUUCUAAUUCUUAGUAGAUAUAGAAGUUGGUUUAAAAAAAAGUUCAAUUUAUUUGGUCCCUGAAACCUUAACAAUUACCUUUUCUGAGGAACCUUUUCUGAUUUGCUCCUACACACAAACAACUCCCAUGUAAUCCCAUAACACAGUAAGUAGUAUUUGUUUCAUAUUACUAUGUCUAUUGACUUGUCACCCACUCUGCUAUAUUUUAUUUACCGUUGUACCCAAGUAUCUAGCACAACCACUCACUAUUACAAGUUGGCACCUCUGGGAAGGAGAGAAACAUCAGAUUGUUUUAAAAGAACGUGAACAACAAUGGAAAGAUUAUGUAACAAAGGUUGAAUAUAAGAGAGUGGCUAAACCAUAGAGUAGUUUCAGGAUGAUUAAACCUCAAAUAAACUAAGACUUGAAGAAAAUGUUGACAACAAAAUUUUACAUAACUAUAUUUAGAAUAAAAAUAUACCAGUGAA
Rhinopithecus roxellana (golden snub-nosed monkey) is the source of this 2938-nucleotide messenger RNA. It is a transcript of the gene CYREN, whose product is annotated as cell cycle regulator of NHEJ. Lineage: Eukaryota; Metazoa; Chordata; Mammalia; Primates; Cercopithecidae. Gene Ontology annotation, biological process: double-strand break repair via nonhomologous end joining; negative regulation of double-strand break repair via nonhomologous end joining. The transcript has 2 exons. Gene Ontology annotation, cellular component: nucleus; cytoplasm. The record is from RefSeq and is a predicted model, not a curated record. The coding region runs from base 497 to 679 and encodes 60 amino acids.